This is a messenger RNA of Cadophora gregata, 813 nucleotides long. It is a transcript of the gene HCR1, whose product is annotated as Translation initiation factor 3 subunit J component. Gene Ontology annotation, cellular component: eukaryotic translation initiation factor 3 complex; cytoplasm. The transcript is spliced from 2 exons. Gene Ontology annotation, molecular function: translation initiation factor activity. The record is from RefSeq and is a predicted model, not a curated record. The coding region runs from base 1 to 813 and encodes 270 amino acids. NCBI's taxonomy places the organism in Eukaryota, Fungi, Ascomycota, Leotiomycetes, Helotiales, Ploettnerulaceae.
AUGCCUGAGAAGUGGGAUGAAGAAGUGGACAGUUCCACGCCUCCCUCCUCGCCACCACAAGCCGCCGUGUCUACUCGCAGAAAAUUCGACGAUGAAGAAGAUGAUAGCGAUGUGCUAGACAGUUGGGAUGCCGCGGAAGACUCGGAGGUCGAGCGUGAGAAGGCAAAGGUUGCUGCUGAGCGAAAGGCCAAAGCUGACGCUGAGGCUGCCGCAAACAAGAAGAGCAAAGCACAACGUAUUGCUGAAAAGCAGGCCGAGAAGGCACGACGACUUGCUGAAGAGAGUGACGAGGAGAGCAGUGAGGAAGAUGAGGCUGCGCGACGUGAACGGCUUCGACGGACUGAGCAGGAAUCCGAUUUGAAGCACGCUGAGGAUCUGUUUGGAAAUAUCGGUAUCAGCAACUCCCGCAAGGCUACCACCGCCGCAAAUGCCGUUGUGAUCGACUCUAAAGACCCCAAUUCAACUGUCGACUUGACCGCGCUCCCUCUCUUCGAUCCCAAGACCAAGUUGCAAUUCGAGAAACUUCGUGACACUCUCGUCCCAGUCAUUUCCAACAACAACAAGAAGGCUCAAUAUGUUAUUUUCCUCCAGGAGUUCACCAAGCAACUCGCCAAGGAUCUUCCCAGCGAUCAAAUAAAGAAGAUUGCUAGCACCUUGACUGCUUUGAGUAACGAGAAGAUGAAGGAGGAGAAGAAUGCUGAGAAGGGUGGCAAGAAGAGCAAGGCUCAGAAGACUAAGGUUGCAUUGGUUGCCAGUAGAAAUGUCUCUGCUGUUGCUGAUACGCAAGCUUAUGAUGAUGACUUUGGAGAGUAA